AUUAUGUAUUCUCUUCCUCGCCGAGGUGCUUGUGGCUCCUCCUCGGCGCGCCUCGUUGCUGCGAAACCCUGAUUCUGUCUCGUGUGUCUUCAUCAGGCCUGAUUCUUAGUGUAGUUUUGAGUUUGACACAGUGUUCAUUGUUUUCUCGGUGCGGUGUUGGUGAGGUCAGAAGGUGCCGGUCCUGUCGUGGUGUAUUUUAGGUCUGCUUGGGCUCGUGGCGUUUCAAUAGCUGCUAGGAUCUCUGCAGCUUUCCCGCUAUGGCCGAACAUCUUGCGUCCAUCUUCGGGACGGAGAAAGACCGUGUCAACUGUCCGUUUUACUUCAAGAUAGGAGUCUGCCGCCAUGGCGACCGGUGCUCGCGGCUUCACAACCGGCCGACUGCAAGUCAGACUUUGCUGCUCGCCAACAUGUACCAGUCCCCAGACGCUGGAUUUCAUGGCGGCGUGGAUCAGCAUGGGAACAUCCAGCAGUCGGAUCCUCGCAAACUUCAGGAGCAUUUUGAGGACUUUUAUGAAGACAUAUUUGAGGAGCUUAGCAAGUAUGGAGAGAUUGAGAAUCUAAAUGUUUGCGACAACCUUGCUGAUCACAUGAUCGGUAAUGUGUACGUGAAGUUUCGAGAAGAAGAGCAUGCCGCCGCUGCUUUGAAUGCCCUGAGUGGGCGUUUUUAUGCAGGGCGACCCAUUAUUCUUGACUUUUCUCCUGUGACAGAUUUCCGGGAAGCUACUUGCCGUCAGUACGAAGAGAACACUUGCAACAGAGGUGGUUAUUGUAACUUUAUGCAUCUAAAGAAGAUUUCAAGGGAAUUGAGAAGGAAGCUAUUCGGGAACUAUCGAAGGCGCAGCAGGAGUCGCAGUCAUUCUCCUUACGGUCGUGGAGAAGCCCGUGGUCCACCAAGCCCCAGACGUUACGGAGACAGGGAUUUCUACGAUUCUCGACGUGGUGGCGGUCGAGGUGGUGGUGGCCGAGGUAGAGGAUAUGGUCGAAGAUAUGAAGAGUGGGAUGAUCGACGGUACGAUGACCGUAGAGGUGGGGGUCGUUCUGAUGGAGGCAGGAGACGAGACAGAAGUAGAAGUAGAACUCCUACUAGGAGAGGGCGAAGUCCGGCCGCACGCGAGGGCUCUGCAGAGCGGAGGGCUAAGAUUGAUCAAUGGAAUCGUGAGCGCGAGGAACGUCAAGCAGCCGAAUCUGCCCCAGCUGGAUCUCCACCUCGAAGGGAUUCUGCAGCUUAUGAUAACGAAUAGGAGCACCAUUGUUCUGGUUUGUAUUUCGUUGUACUCUGUUCCCCUCAUUAUUUUGAGGUUAGGUCAAGUUCGAGUCCAUAGACUUUGGAAGAAAAACCGGAAGCCGUAGUGGUCUGUGCAGUCUUUGUCGGUUUACUGACAAGAAACCUGAGCUUGUGCGCAGGUCUCAGGUAUAGGUGCAAUGCAGCAGCAGUCUAGCUGCUAUUGAUAUGAACACUCUUUGAAUUGUGAGCUGUCAGGGGAGCAACAUGCUACUAUUUUUUUUUUCUGGUGAACAGCGUGCAGAGUAUUGUAGAAAUGCAGGUGCAUGUUAAGAAAAUGGUAAGCCAGCUCACAGUUGUGUCAAGGUGGACCUGCAGGUUGCAGGGAUCCCAAUUCUGCUGGUUAGAGGCACAGGUUGAAAGUUAACAUGCCCUUUGGACUGAACAGGUGAAGCUGAUACUCAGUCAGCAGGUGCAAGCGAAGAGGCGUUCUACAUGUUGGAGAUCGGACAACCAGGAAGUUCUGCUGGGUCAGAUAGUUGCUGAAUAUUGAAUAGUUUUGAUGGCAGCGGUUGUUGCUGUGUGUGUGCAGGUGCAGGCAUGGGCCCUGUGUUAGUGUCCUCUAGGAGAAUAAUUUUUAUCCUGAAACUCGUGUGUGUUUUAGAGACAGGUCUUGCAGGACAUCUUGUAGUAUUCAGGAGUUAGUGUUUGGUCUCUGUUCAGUGCAAUGCAUCAUGGUACCACUCCAACAUUUAGUGUGCGAUGUGCUGUGCAAUUCCUCCUAGUGAAGAUGAGGCUAAGAUGAUGAGGCUAGGGUGUGGGGUUUCGAUAUGGUGAUUAAUUUUUGUCAAUAUCAUCUGAUGUGAGUUUCUGUCGAACAACUGCAUUGUAUGUACCUGAUAAGUUUCUGUAAUCAUUCAACCCAAUUACACGUGCUCAGCAGAA
Physcomitrium patens is the source of this 2167-nucleotide messenger RNA. Lineage: Eukaryota; Viridiplantae; Streptophyta; Bryopsida; Funariales; Funariaceae. The record is from RefSeq and is a predicted model, not a curated record.